AUGCACCCAGACUUCGCCGCCCAUGUGGUGGCCUCGUGUCUAUACCAACACGCACUCUCAACCAAUAUUUACCCAGCCAUCAUCUUCAAUCUCAUCGUCAUACUUUCUAUCGUCGCUGCCAACAAUGUCGGCUACAUCACCUUUCGCCCUCGUGCCGCCUACGUCGCUCCUACCGAGCAGCCAAACCCUCCCGUCGUCCCCUCGACUGUCUGCCACUGCAACCACAAGAAAAAUGUCGCCGACCUCCGCGCAAAACUGGCACUCGCCAAGGCUGAGCUGAAGGAUUCCUCCACCGAGAUCGACCUCUACAACAUCGACCUCGACGCAAUGCGUACGCAGCUUGCGGCAGAGACCGCCCGAGCGGAUAUGGCGUCUUGCAAGGCGGAUGUGGUUUGCGACAAACUACUCGGAUUUCAGCGCGCGCUCAUCGCAGCGAACGCUGCUGUCGCCGCCGCCAAAUGUGAGGCCACCACGGCCAGCAAGAAGCUCGAUGACUCUCGCGCCAGCUUUGGCAAGGCGAACCUCGACGUCGCCCAUUAUCGGCAAGAACUCGCGGUGGCGCGCGGUGAAUUAGAGGUCUCCUCAACCACCACCCUCGCCCUGCAGAAAGAGCUCGAUCGUGCUCGUGCAGACGCCGCCGCCGCUCGUCAGGAAGUAGCCACCGUCCAGCAGACUGCCACCACCGCCGAGGACGCCAUUGCUGCUACACGCAUGGACCUCGCUUCCGCGCGAGCUGACGCCGACGAACUCGCAUUCCAGUUGAAGGAUGCGCAAACUACGAUUAUCAGGCUCGAAGCUCGCAACGAAACCGCCAAUGCACGCUUGAAGCAAACCCGCCAGGAGCUCGCGAACAUGAAGGCGGACAGCAGUGUCCUUCUCCGGUCAUACGAUGCUGCCGACGCAGCGGCCUUUGUCAUGGCACAUGCUGUCCGCGUUGCGGAGCUAGCUCAACUUCGCGAGAAGGAAGCGACGUUCGAUAACUUCAAGAGCAUAUACGCGCAGAAGUCGAUGUCCGAGGCGCAGGCCCGGAGCCAGGCUACCGGGCUCCAGGAGAAGUUAACUAAGCUCGAGGAUAAAUACUCGCAGCUAUCGCAACACCAUAUGAAAGUCUUUUUGGAGCAGGCAUCUACGCAGAUGGAGAUCGAUAAGCUCCGCGCCAGAGAGCUCGAGUUCGAGCUCGACAACGCUAAACUCACUCGUACCAUCGAAGAACGCGACGCGCUUCAAAAGACAGUCAACCAACUGACUGCCGAGGCUGCCGUCAGCAAAGACAGACAUGAGCAGGCCCUCGCCAUGCAGAAGUCGCGCAUCAGCGAGGCGGAGAAGGAGACGUCAAGGCAAAUCAAUCUUGUCAUUGCCGAGCGCGACCGUGCUCAGAACGAGGCCUACGACCUGUCUCUCCGGAACAAGAACCUCCAAAGCGAGACAGCCGAUCUUCGCAACGAGGUGUCUACGCUCAAGGACAAACUACGCGUGAGCGAGGCCGCGCGCGCUACUGCAACACAACAGGCCGAGUGCGCCGCGCUCGAACGCAGUCUCUCCCGCCCUCUUGCGCGUAUCGAGGCAAUCGCUCUCCAGGAUAAGCUUGCCGAGCGUGACGCCGAGAUCCAAGAUCUGCUUGAUCAGAUGAACGCUGCAUGCCCGCCGCGCGCGCCCACGCCGGAGAUCUCAUUCGCUCCUGCAGCCAGCCAAUCUGGAUAUCAGCUGCCAUUGACGCCCGCAGGCUCACUCGAGCUCGUUGACGACCGUCCGCUUCCUACGCCACCCAUCACCCCUGCCGGAGGCGUUGUCUUGCGUUCUCCCGAACGAGAUGCCUGGGAGACCCCUCUGGAGGAUGAUGAUGCGCCCGUAUCGCCCCCUCGCCCGGUCACACCCGCCGCCACAACUCCCAUGCGUAUCCCAAUGCGCAUCGGCGUCCCGCCCUCUCACCGAUCUCCCUUGGCGGAGCUCUUCGCCUCUAUCCCUCAAGCACCUGUGGGACCGCCCUCACCUGUUCCACGGCCAUCGACCGUCAAGCCUUCGCACCUCGGACAAUCGCGCCUACCGCGCCUGAUGGGGACGCCGCGCCACAAUGCCACCAUCGCCCAAUUCCACCCGAACGUCGUCCCCUCACCCGGCCCCGCUCUGCGCUCACCUGCAUCCGUCCCGCUUCCCGCUUCCCCCCCUACCGGCAGCGUGAACGGGACACCGGUGAACCGUCCUAGCUCGCGCAACGUACCAAGGCGCUCAAACGAGAACGAGGCUCUCAAUGCUACGCCGCGAUACACCGGUCUACCUAAGCCCCGUCCAGCGUUCAGUGCUACCUCUUCGCCCGCCGUCAAGCCUCCGCCGCCAUCCACUGGUCCUAGGAAGAGCCUCAAGCAGAGCCCUAGACCGCCGCAGUCCACUGGCCCCAAGAAGGGGCUCAAGGAGCGGUGA
Molecule: messenger RNA, 2418 nt
Organism: Peniophora sp. CBMAI 1063
Lineage: Eukaryota; Fungi; Basidiomycota; Agaricomycetes; Russulales; Peniophoraceae
Source: the annotation of a GenBank genome assembly